AUGGAUGAACCUCGAGGCAAAAAGCCGCUGAUCUAUAAAAAAGAGGUGGACUCUUCAAAGGUGAACAUGGAAGUGAUCAAACAUUGGAUUGAGGAGAAGCUCAGCGAACAACUACCGGAGGACGAUAUUGCAGCAGGGUUCAUAUACGAACUCGUGGCAGGGGAGGAACAUCCUGAUAUACAUGCCAUUGAGAAUCAGAUGGACGAUUUUCUCGGGAAACAGGAAAGUAGGACCUUCUGCAAAGCACUAUGGAGGCAUCUUCUUAGUGCCCAAGAAGAUAAGGAUGGCAUUCCGGAAGAGCUAAUUGAGCAGCGUCGAAAAUUGCUCGAGGAGAAGAAAAAGGCUGCACAGGAGGCAUCAAAAUACAACAAGUCUGAAAGGAACAGAGGGUGGUAUCAGCGAGAUAGAAGAGACCGCUUCCAGAGCCGAGGCAGGCAAGGAGACCAAAGAAGUGAUAACGAUGAUCAUAGAAAGUCGAAUUAUAGUCGAAAAGAUUCCAAGAAAACCAACUAUAACAGAGGCAGUGAAGGAAAGCUGUCCAAGAGAGAGCAAUACGAAGAGGACCAUCAUGAUGCCCGAGAACGUGGGCCGAGAGACAGAACUCUUCUAUGA
Molecule: messenger RNA, 612 nt
Organism: Candidozyma duobushaemuli
Lineage: Eukaryota; Fungi; Ascomycota; Pichiomycetes; Serinales; Metschnikowiaceae
Exons: 1
Coding region: 1-612 (203 amino acids)
Biological process (GO): regulation of mRNA splicing, via spliceosome; mRNA processing
Cellular component (GO): spliceosomal complex
Molecular function (GO): RNA binding
Source: RefSeq, a predicted model, not a curated record